This is a messenger RNA of Cadophora gregata, 2529 nucleotides long. RefSeq names its product putative methionine--tRNA ligase, cytoplasmic protein rar1 (gene RAR1). Gene Ontology annotation, biological process: methionyl-tRNA aminoacylation. Gene Ontology annotation, molecular function: methionine-tRNA ligase activity; ATP binding. NCBI's taxonomy places the organism in Eukaryota, Fungi, Ascomycota, Leotiomycetes, Helotiales, Ploettnerulaceae. Gene Ontology annotation, cellular component: cytosol; aminoacyl-tRNA synthetase multienzyme complex. Bases 474 to 2477 code for a protein of 667 amino acids. The record is from RefSeq and is a predicted model, not a curated record. The transcript is spliced from 2 exons.
CAGCACUCAAUAGAUUUUGUAUUCUACGCGCGGCGUGAUACCGACUUAAGUCUGUGUUGCCUGUCGGUACGGGACUCUGGAAAAACCCCGAGAUGACACUGGCAAUAGAAAAGCAGCUUUGUAACCAAUAACGGCUCUAAUGAAAAGCAGAAGGAGUGUCCGAGUGUUUAGAGUAAUAAGUUACUGCUCAUCAUCUAUGUAAACCUUUAUUAGGCAAUGAGGAAUAACUCGCAAGAUUCUACACAGUGCCCUGGCCACAACUUCGAAGGCCGUUAUUUUUCGGAAUUGGCGAAGUCCCAAAUUUGUGCUUCCUGGUGUCAGCCUCGUCAUCGCUUACAGUGGUGGUUCAAAACACCGCCACUUGCACUUCAGCCUCGUCUCUUGGCGCGUGAGUCAACCCCACCAUCCCACCACAAAGCUUAAAACACCACGCCUACCUCUCGACUCACAGCUCCUCAAACACACCAAACAGCAUGGCUACCGCGAGAAUUAUCUUACCCGAGGAGGGUAAAAACAACAUCCUGAUCACCAGCGCUUUGCCAUAUGUUAAUAACAUUCCUCAUCUUGGAAAUGUUAUUGGUAGUGUGCUCAGCGCAGAUGUCUUCUCAAGAUUCAGCAAGUUGCGCGACAGACCAACUCUCUUCAUCUGUGGAACAGAUGAGUAUGGUACAGCUACGGAGGCAAGAGCGCGAGAGACUGGACAGACUCCUAAAGAGCUCUGCGAUGAAUUUCACUUUAAGCACAAGGCGAUUUACGACUGGUUCGAGAUUGGCUUCGAUUACUUUGGCAGGACGACGACGGAGCAGCAGACGGUUAUCGCGCAGGACAUUUUCAUGAAGCUAUACAAAAAUGGAUAUCUGGAGGAGCGGACUACUCUACAGCCAUACUGCGAACAUCACCACUCCUUCCUUGCAGACCGUUUCGUGGAAGGCACCUGCCCGAAAUGCCAGUACGAUGAUGCACGGGGCGACCAAUGCGACAAGUGCGGCAGUCUUCUAGAUGCUCUCGAACUCAUCAACCCUCGAUGCAAAGUCGAUGGUACUACUCCUGUUCCCAAAGAUACCACACACAUCUUCAUGCGCUUAGACAAAAUCCAGGAGGAUAUUGCGAAGUUCUUUGCACAGUCCAGCGUUGAGGGAGGAUGGUCUCCAAAUGGUAUCAGCAUCACGAAGUCAUGGCUCGACAAAGGGCUUGAGGGACGGAGUAUCACACGAGAUCUGAGUUGGGGUACCCCUGUACCACUUCCAGGAUACGAAAAGAAGGUCCUGUAUGUUUGGUUUGAUGCAUGCAUUGGUUACCCAUCGAUUACCGCGAACUACACAAAGGACUGGGAGCUGUGGUGGCGUAACCCAGAACAAGUAAAGCUCUUCCAGUUCAUGGGCAAAGAUAAUGUACCAUUCCAUACAGUCAUUUUCCCGGGCUCUCAAUUAGGUACCAAGGACAAGUGGACGAAGCUUCACAAUAUUUCUGUCACAGAAUACCUGAACUACGAGCAAGGAAAGUUCUCAAAAUCUCGAGGAAUUGGUGUUUUCGGUGAUGGUGCGAAGGAGACUGGAAUACCACCAGCAGUGUGGAGAUACUACUUGAUCGCAAAUCGACCGGAGACUGGAGAUACACAAUUCGAGUGGAAGGCAUUUAUCGCAGGAAACAACAGCGAGCUUCUUGCAAAUGUUGGCAACUUUGUCAAUCGUUUGGUCAAGUUUGUUAAUGCAAAGCUUGGUGGUGUCAUUCCCGAGUUCUCAGCAGAAUACAAGGAUGAUUCCUUUGACUUCCCCGGCUUCAUCGGCGAAGUCAAUGCUCUCCUUGCCGAGUACGUCGCUGAUAUGGAAGCCGUUCACUUGCGAUCUGGAUUGCGGAAAUUCAUGGAAAUUUCUGCGAAGGGUAACCUUAUUCUCGCUGGUCGUCUUGAUAAUGCCAACUUGGCCAACAGCCCAGAACGAACACACGCCAUUAUUGGACUCGCCCUCAACCUUGCAUACCUUCUUGCAUCUCUCUCAUCCCCGUUUAUGCCAUCAACAGGAGCCUCAAUCGUUGAACAACUUAAUGCUCCUCUCCUUUCUAUCCCAGACAAAUGGUCCCCAGGUGCUCUCCCAGGUGGUCACAAAAUUGGAAAGGCUGCAUAUCUAUUUACUAAAAUUCCCGAGGAGAAGGAGGCCGAGUGGCGAGGAAAGUAUGGUGGUACACAAGCCUCUCGACAGGCAGAGGAAGAUGCCAAGGCAAAGAAGGCAGCUGACAAGGCAAGAGACAAGGAGCGAAAGAAAGCUAAGAAGGAAGCUGCCAAGGCAGCAAGCUCAAACACAGAUACUUCCAAGGAGGCUGCCCCAGCGAACGAGACAGGAGAGGGGAAAGGAACGGAAGCGACUAAGGAGACAGAAGCAGCCAAAAAGGCCGAGACAGGAAAGGACAGUGAGGUAGAGUUGCCAUUGAGAGGUGUGACUGCGGAGGAGCAGGCACCCCCACCUUCUGCUGCACCAUAAAAUAAGUACUAUAGGAUUUCUGGCGUUAGAGAACUGAAGGUCAGUAACUGGU